AAUAUUGUCAUUCAGUGCUCCCGACGUUGUUUAUUCAUUUGAAAAUUCAAUAAUUAAUUUUCGAAUUUGAUACUUUACAUACAUACCUGGAAUUAUCAAGAAAACUUCAAUAUUUCUUCUGCUUUGAUCGUUAUGCAAUUUUAUGUCUUAUCCAUCUGAUAAUAGGUAACUUUUGCAUCAUAUCUUCAACAAAAAGAUGGAAUUUGAUGAUGAUGAUGAUGAAAGUGGUAGAACCUUUACUACCUUGACCAACUACUAUAACGAACCUAUGAAUGAUUCCAAAUUGCACUUUGAGAAGUUCCUCUUUGCUGGAGACAGUGAUAGUGAAGUAGAACAUGAGGAAAAUUUCACAUACUCUGAUGAUUCCAAUGGUUUUGAGGAAGAAGUCCAAGAUAUAGAAGAUCCUCUGAAUGUUUUAUCAGAUGCCUCUCAACAUUUUUCACAGGGAUCUGAAGAUUGGAGGAACUCAGAUUCGCAAUGUUUAACCUUAACUGAGCUAAUGAGAAUGAAUCGCAAUGAAAAAUUCCAGUUGUUACAAUUAUUUCAUAAAAUUAAAGACUUUCUUAUUGACAUUCAGAAUAGAAUGAAAAUAUUGAAAACAUCAUCACAAAAAAUUAGAACCAAAGAGAGUAUCAUGUUUUUAGGACAUGUGGGUGCUCCGUAUUUUAAAACUAAGAAAGAUAUGUUUUGUAGUGAUCCCAAUCCUGAUACAUUAGAUCGCAGGAAAAGGGGAUUACUCACAAUUUAUCAACAUGGAUUUCCAUCGAGAUGGUCUAAAACAGAAUGUGAUAACCUCACUAGAGGUGUGAAAUUAACUUAUAAUCUCAACAAGCAGAGAGCUAUAUUGAAGGACAUAGGAUAUUUAAGAAGGAAAAUUGUAGAGGAGACAGACUCGGCAAUUAUAUUGCAGAAAGAAUAUGAAAUUGAAAAAAAGGAAGGUGAAAUCAGGAAUCUCAAAGCAAUAGGAAUUGAAGAUGUGCCUCCAUUGUGCGAAGAUAAAUUUAUAGAUUGGGAACAUAUUUCAACAGAAUACUUAAUGGAGAAACAUACUGCCAAGGAGUGUUCUAUUUUCUGGCGUAUAUAUUUACAUCCCGACUUGAACAAGUCCAACUGGUCAACUAGGGAAAAUAAGGUCAUCAGGGAAUUGGCGGAAAAAUAUAAUUAUCAAGAUUGGGAUCGAAUUGCACAAGAGCUUGGUACUAAUCGUAGUGCUUUCACGAUUUUUAUCCAUUAUUCAAGUACUUUAUGCCAUCAGCCAAUCAAAAUGCGUUUCUCAGAAGAAGAAGAUCGAGCACUUUUGCAACAUAUUGAAAGCAAGAAAACUGGGGCCAUUAUUCCAUGGAAUACCAUUGCAGAAUUCUUUCCGAAUCGAUCUAAAAUCCAACUAAUUCAUAGGUAUAAAUAUUACUUGCGCAAUAUGUCUCAGUAUACCACCGAAUUUUCAGAUGCUGAAGACAUUUUGAUUCUUCUCCUGGUAGAACGUUUUGGUCGAAAUUACGUUCAGUUUCCAAAAUAUCUACCUUCGAAAUCAUACAUGCAGAUAAAAGCUAGAUAUGAUAAUCACUUGAGGUUCAACAGAGUGAAAGGAUCCUUUACUUUAGAAGAAGAUAGGCAAAUAAUGGAUCACUUCAGUAAUAAAAAAUUCGAAAUUACUCAUCUCUCUGCUCAUAUGAACCGAAAUAGACUCCAGUUAAGACAGAGGUAUAAAAAACUAACAGAGUUCUUCAAUAAACAUCCAGAUAAAUCCUUGGAAGAUGUGCGUAGAAGAUUUGGCAAGAAAAAUGAAACUUUCCGAAAGUUAGAAUUUUUGAAAUAUGUAGUAGAUCAAUUCAAAGAUCAAGUUGAUAUUCCCUCCCUCAGUGACAUUGAGAGUAAAUUGGGAAAGAAGAAAUCUAAAAAGAAUCAGAAUUUCGAUAACUUACUCGUUACUUUUUUUAGUUCUUCAUACACAAUAAAACAGAAAUCUUUUGAAACCUCUCUUUCCAAAAUUCAAAAAACUGCAGAACAAAUUCAUAGUAUAACUAAAAUAUUGGGGAUCAACCUUCGAAUUCCUGCCGAAAUAAAGAAAAAUAAUACAUUAGAUAUAGUUGAUAUAGAAAUAUUGAAUUUAUUGAGAGAAAAGGAAUAUACACAUAUGCCUAGACCCUCAAUUAAUGAAUUUCUUCCUCCUAACAUAAAUUCUCUGAUUGGUUUGAGAGGUUUGUUACUGAAAAAUCAAUCAUAUAAGAGAAUGAAAAAUAAAGAAACAGUAAUUUACAGAGGUCCAGCAUUGAUGAAUUUGCAGAAACAUAAUUUAACUUCUGAACUUGAUGAUUUUCUAAAAAGUAAGGACAGUAAUACUCAAAGUAUGAUACUUUUUGAAAGAAAUCUUUUUUUGAAAAGAUUCAUAUCUAUGUUUAUGUGGCCAGCAUUACUCUCAAUUGAGUCUCCAAGCUCAUGUUUAUUGGAAAAGGAAUUUGGGCUCAAUAAUUCAAAUCAUUCGAAAGAGACAAACAAAAAAAAUAACACAAGUGAAAAUAAAUUAUUGAAAAGAAAACUUGAUGGGAAUAUUGAUAUACCAUUACCAAAAAAGACUUCAAGGACUUCACCUGAUGAUAGUGAUAAAAGUAAAUGCAACCAUGAUUCUACGCAACCAAUAAGAUCAAGUUCCCGACUGAGAGAUAAGAAGAGAAUAUCAGAGAAAAUAAGUUUGCAGGCGAAAAUAACUGAAGAAGAUAUCGAAACUAGUAAACUUUCUGGACAACAAUCAAACUCUUGUAAAGAAGUUGAGGAAUCUAUAAAUGUCCGAAGUAACGCAAAUUCCAAGGAUAAGUUAUGUGAAUCUAAUAAAAAUAAACAAGUCAUUCUUUCUAAUCUAGUUAGAGUUGACAAAAAUGAAGUAAUGAAGUUAUUGCAGAAUAAGAAACCUAUCAAAAUAAUCAAAAUUCAGUGCAUAAAAGAACAAGAUGGUUCUUUGCCUACUCGAUCACAACCUUCCCAUUCAAAAACAGAUAAUGAAUCGAAAAAUAUUCAAAAUCUAAAAAAUGUAGAAGCUUCAAGUUCAAUUACUUCUGCUGAUAAUACAAAGAAUAAUGAUAAUACAAACUCUCUAACUAUCAGCCAAAAUUCAAAUUCUCCUGGUAAUAGGUUAUUGAAUUUGUAUGAAAUGAAGAACACAUUGAACAAUUCCUUUAAAAAUGGUAUAAGGGGUAAACCCACUUCGAAAAUUAGUAAUAAUGAUGAUGCAGAGGAUAUCCUUAAGCUUGAUGAUUUACUGAAUAAUGUUGAGGAUGAAGAUAGUAUAAUUGAUUUGACUGAAACAGAAGUUAUGAAAAAUGAAGUAGAACAACUGGAUCAACUCAUAAAACAAGAAAAAUCCUUAAGUUUAUUUUGAAUUUAGAAGAAAAAUUUUUAAUAAUUUUAAGAAAAUGUGUUUUUAUUCUCUUGUUUUUUGACUGUGUUAUGGUUAUUUAUUAUUUAUAAAGAAUGAAUAUUUAAGUUAGAUAAUUUGAGAAAUAAAUGUUUUGUGAAA
Molecule: messenger RNA, 3511 nt
Organism: Coccinella septempunctata (seven-spotted ladybird)
Lineage: Eukaryota; Metazoa; Arthropoda; Insecta; Coleoptera; Coccinellidae
Gene: Pbp95
Product: snRNA-activating protein complex subunit 4
Exons: 5
Coding region: 197-3373 (1058 amino acids)
Source: RefSeq, a predicted model, not a curated record